UUCUCACAUAAUCCUACCCCAACCAAACCCACACGAUCCAAGUUUUCACCGAUCCUUCCCCAACAAUGGCUGCUUCCUCCAUGAUCUCCUCUCCCACCUUUUCGCCGGCCGCCCAGCUCCGCCCCCUCACCCCGGCAUCUAGCCCCUCCUCCCUUCGCUUCCACGGCCUCCGACCGCUUCCCGCCAGGGCAACCCCAAUCAGCACUACUCAGAAAAGGACCGCGGCGGCGGCGCGUGGAGGAUUGGCCGUUAAGGCCGAGUUGAAUCCGUCGGUGGUGAUCAGCCUGAGCACGGGGCUGUCGCUGUUCUUGGGGAGGUUCGUGUUCUUCAACUUCCAGAGAGAGAACGUGGCGAAGCAGGGCUUGCCGGAGCAGAACGGGAUGACGCACUUUGAGGCCGGAGACACGAGGGCAAAGGAGUACGUGAGCUUGUUGAAGUCCAACGAUCCCGUCGGAUUCAACAUCGUCGACGUCUUGGCUUGGGGCUCCAUCGGCCACAUCAUCGCUUACUACAUCUUGGCUACCACCAGCAACGGCUACGACCCCAAGUUCUUCGGCUGAACCCUAAUUCGUUCCUAUUUACCCUGUCUUUCUUAAUUAUCUCUAGCUGUAUAGUUUCUUCUGUGAUCUAUCAUUUUGUUCCAAAACUAGCUCUAUCAUCAAUGAGAACAAAUGAUUCUCUCUGGA
Messenger RNA from Prosopis cineraria, 686 nucleotides. Its product is annotated as photosystem I reaction center subunit V, chloroplastic. Gene Ontology annotation, biological process: photosynthesis. Bases 66 to 560 code for a protein of 164 amino acids. The transcript has a single exon. The record is from RefSeq and is a predicted model, not a curated record. Gene Ontology annotation, cellular component: photosystem I; chloroplast thylakoid membrane. NCBI's taxonomy places the organism in Eukaryota, Viridiplantae, Streptophyta, Magnoliopsida, Fabales, Fabaceae.